GAGAGGACGUGGAGAACGCAGUUACCACAUGUGUUUGUGUAACAUGUUAGGAAAUUCAUUCAGUGCCCUUUACUGCAAUGACAGAUCAUGGCGGGACAUCUGAAGAAGCAGUUAAAAGAUGCAGUGAAGGUCAUCAGCUCAGGUAGCCUUCUCUUUGCCUCCUACCUCACUGUGGUUGGAGAUGAGCGUUUCUAUGCCAACCAGCUGAUGCCCCUGCUGCAGAGGAUUGUGGGGCCGGAGACUGCGCAUGUAUUGGCAGUGAAGAUGAUAGGUCUGGGUCUGGUUCCUCUGAACCGCUACCAAGACCCUGCAUCAUUGGAAGUGAAUGUCCUGGGCUUAAAGUUCAAAAACCCCAUUGGCAUUGCGGCGGGCUUCGACAAGCACGGGGAGGCCGUGGACGGCUUGUACAAAGUGGGUUUUGGCUUCGUUGAAGUGGGCACAAUCACUCCCAAACCUCAGGAGGGGAACCCUAAACCACGUGUGUUUCGACUCACUACAGAUCGUGCUAUCAUUAACAGAUAUGGAUUCAACAGCUGUGGUUUGGCAGAAGCACAGCAGAGGCUGAGGGCCAGGGAAGAAACACAGCAAGCGCAAAGUAAAGUUGGCCUUCCCCUGGGCAUCAACCUGGGGAAGAACAAACUGUCCCAGGAUGCAGGGGCAGAUUACUUGGAAGGGGUGAGAGUGCUGGGCCCGCUGGCUGACUACCUGGUGGUCAACGUCAGCAGUCCUAACACGCCAGGUCUCCGGGAUCUGCAGGGGAAGUCUGAGCUCUACCAGCUCCUGUAUACGGUGUUGAAGGAGCGUGAUGCCCUGCAGGGAGAACACAAACCUCCGGUCCUGGUGAAGAUUGCUCCUGACCUCACUGCACAGGACAAACAAGACAUCGCUGAUGUUGUCACCGAGCUCGGAGUGGAUGGCGUAAUGGUGUCUAACACCACGGUGUCAAGACCAGAGACACUUCAGGAUCCACAUAAGACUGAAGUUGGUGGGCUAAGUGGUGAGCCUCUGAAAGACCUCUCUACCAGCACUGUCAGAGAGAUGUACAACCUCACCAAAGGUAAAGUACCAAUUGUUGGGAUCGGCGGUGUGGCCAGUGGGCAGGAUGCUAUGGAUAAGAUCCGUGCCGGUGCUUCAUUGGUUCAGCUCUACACUGCUCUGACCUAUCAGGGUCCACCUGUAGUGACAAAGAUAAAGCGAGAAUUGGAACAACUUCUUAAAGAUCAAGGUUUCAGCAGCGUAUCUGAGGCAGUUGGAGCAGAUCACAGGGCAGCAGACAGGUCGACUCAAAAGCAGAGCCUGCUGAAAGAGAUGAGACUAUUGGAGAUUUUAUAGGUUUGAGGAGAAGGAAGAAGCUUGAGGACUGAAAGAGCCAAUGCCUUCUGGGUCGUCGGUCACAGAACUAAUCAACCCUGAAUGGUACAAGGUAAAGCAAAGUUGGUUUCUGGGUCAUUUGUCUUCAAGAACAUGAUUUAAAACUUCCCUUCAAGGAGAGAAAAAGCAGAAUAUAAGGGCCCUUUUAAACCCUUUGAAAUAAACAUGAAUAAGAAUACAUUACAAGCCCAGUGAGUGCCUGUAUUUCACCUUUAUAUUUAACCCUAGACCGUAAUGUUUAAUUAUUUUAAGCUUUCAUUCAUUUUUUCAAACGUCUAUGUAUGCAGCAGCACACAUAAAAUUACAUGAGACAAAACAAAUGCAGUGAAAUACAAAAACACAGUCAACACUCAAGGCAGUGAAAACCUAUAGGUCAAGCUCAGAAUGAAUACAUAUAUAUAUAUAUAUAGAGAGAGAGAGUGAGACAGAGAGAGAGAGUCACAUAAACCCUUAGCAAACAUACUGUAUUUGUUGUCAGUAGGUGUAGAUCUCUACAGGCAUCAGCAGACAUAAACAUUUGAACAAAAUGUGAGAUUACCAAAACCUGUGUAUAUUUAGAAAAGGAAGCAACCCCUGGAGGGCCUAGAACAGCCUUGAAUUUUUGAAAAGGCAUUUUAUAAAGCAUGAUACAAAAAGGCUGUGGAGUUAGUGAAAGCAGAGCACAGCGUGUCACCCAUCUAACACCAUUUUUACUGUAAAGCAUGUCAAUGCCAUCGUCCUAUGGGGGAGGCUUGUAAAAAUCAACACCACAGUGAAUUGAGAAGUAUAGGGAAAUUCCUGAGAGGAAACCUGCUUUAGAAUGCCAAAGACUUAAGAUCGAUACCUUUUUAACAAGACCGUGACUGCAAACACGGAGGAGCUAUCGACACUGGAAUAACUUCAGAGCAAAGGCAUGAAAGCCCUGCAGAGGCCACUGCCAAAGCUUGACUUAAAUCACUUUGAAAACCAGUGAAAUUACCAGAAGAUAGCUGUUCACAGACAAUACCCAGCCAACUUGACUGAGCCAAACCAAAUCUGCACGGAAGGCAGAGAAAACCCCAAAGUCUGUGUGCAUCAAGGAAUACAGAUUGGUCUGCUUUGACUCAGAAUAGCGGUUUGCUGAAGAAGAUGCUUCUUGUGUGCAGCGUUGGAAUUGAAUAUUGCGUCAAGACUAAGCUGUCGGUUUUCUUCUGCUAUAUAUGGUGCAGUGCAUGUGUAUCUUAUCAGACUGUGUGCUUGCCUGUGAUUUAAACCUAUAUAUUAUAUCUUCUUGAGAGCAGGUCUUAAACCUCAAAAUAACCCCCUAACAGUUAGUCAGAUGAUGCAGGUUGUAAGAUUUGUUGCCAACACAGACCUUUAAAUUUAAAAUAUAUAUAAAAUGAGACAAUUGCAAAGCGUUCACACAGAGUAAUUUCAACCUAAUAUGACAUGUUAACAUUAAAUAACAUAAAUUCCUUUUGGUAAAAAUAACAAAUGUUUAGCAGACAUGUCAAACACAACCUUCCUGUUUUUGUAAUCUCUGACUAAUCUGUCAGUUUAUUCCACUGGUGAAAAUAGGACUGAAGAAGAUGUACUGAAAUUUUAAGUGGCAGCAUAAGGGGAUUUCUAGUAUUUGUACUGUACUGUAUAUUGAUUUAUAUGGGCACAUAUUUUGAAAGUUAAGGUGAUAUAUCAAGUUCAGAUAUUUCAGGAAAACAGUCAAGUUUGUCAGAUUUACCAAACCAUUUGUCAUAUCCAGUGGUAUAUACAUGAAUAAUAGAUGAGAUAAAGAGUAAAUUGGAUCAGAGAUGAGGUGGAAAAGCUGGUCACAGAUGACAAGGAAAGCAGCUCGCUUCUCCAAGUGUGUCAUGUCAACCUGCAGAGGUGAUUCAGUGAAAGAACUGAAAAAAAGUCACUUAUCUGUGUGAUAGAAAUCACAUUUAUGAGGCACGAACUGAAAACAAAAUUUAGUUUUUUGAAUGCCAGUGAAGUGACUGUAUUGAGAGUGCAGCAGGGCUUAGCCAUGCUUUACAUUAUAUUAUAUUUAAUUCAUUUUGCAUGCAGUCUAUCAGUAGUUUUAGACAUCCUGUGUUUCUGUGUGCUGAACGUUGUGACUGUAUAUGGAGGAAUGGCAGCAUCGACUCCCCUAGGCGAGACAUGUACAUAGAUGCAACAGCUGAUAGCACUUCUGCAGCUCCUCAUCAGGGCAGGACAAAGGAUUAACAUCAGACUCCCCAUCAUUAGUGGCACCCAAUUUUCCACAGCAUCUAUACUGUGAUAUUAAAAUAAAUUUUAAAAUGGCAUGUGGGAUUAUAACUGAGGCGUGCCGUCAUUGAGACGUUCUAGUUGUGAAUGAAGGCAGACCCUCAUCGAAUUAUGUCAGAUUCUUAAAAACAGGUGAGACAUAUCAAUGGACAGUAAGACGGAUGCCAAGCAGACGUGGUUAUGUAAGUUGAAGAGCUGCAGGUGCUGUCUGAGGUGUUUGUUUGCCAUAAGGAGGAGGAGGAGGAAUGACAGCUGUGAGCCUGUCAGGUCAGGUCAACCAAGUAGGCAGAAAUGUUCUUCCUGAAAUCCGGAUGGUGAUGUAAUAUUACUUGGAUGUUUGUAUCAAGUUAUUUUUAACAACAAAUUAUCAUAGUAAGGUCAAAUUAGUGGAAGAUCUGUAUAUACAUACAAGUAACAGUUUUGUUAAAUUAGAUGGACUAUUUUGCUCAAAUGUAUGUAUGCAGUAUUAUCUCAAGUAUUAACAUUUUUUUUACAGUAGCCAACAUGUGUGUGCAAACAAUCCACUAUUUUUUUUUUAUAACAAAACUCAGUCUCCAGUUGCCACAAUAGAUGGAAAAGCAAACAGUAUUUAUUCUAUUUCUUAAAUGUCGUCAGCAUUGGUAGUUUUUACAUCUGUCCAUGGCCUUGGAGUCAACACAUUUACUCAUCAUAUUACCGUAGAAAAUUAUUAUUUUAUAUACCAAUGUCAUGUCAUCAUGGCAAAGCUUCAGAAUUGCAUCUCUUUUAGCAAUAGCCUUGCAUAUAUAUAAAUGAUAUAAAUAUCUCAUGCUCAGUUUAUUGUGUUGGACUACAUAUUUUUUGUGGAGACUGACCUUGUUUAACAAGGCCGUUUUAGCCCGUGUGGUUUGCGGAUUUGUGUCAAAGACGAGAAUGUUUUUCACUGCACUGACCAAGACACAUCGGUACAUAUACCGUCCACUCCCUCCCUCCACUCCACA
Lates calcarifer (barramundi perch) is the source of this 4553-nucleotide messenger RNA. It is a transcript of the gene dhodh, whose product is annotated as dihydroorotate dehydrogenase. Gene Ontology annotation, molecular function: dihydroorotate dehydrogenase activity. The coding region runs from base 88 to 1332 and encodes 414 amino acids. The transcript is spliced from 10 exons. NCBI's taxonomy places the organism in Eukaryota, Metazoa, Chordata, Actinopteri, Centropomidae. Gene Ontology annotation, cellular component: mitochondrial inner membrane; cytoplasm. The record is from RefSeq and is a predicted model, not a curated record. Gene Ontology annotation, biological process: 'de novo' pyrimidine nucleobase biosynthetic process; pyrimidine ribonucleotide biosynthetic process.